Molecule: messenger RNA, 1162 nt
Organism: Stereum hirsutum FP-91666 SS1
Lineage: Eukaryota; Fungi; Basidiomycota; Agaricomycetes; Russulales; Stereaceae
Exons: 11
Coding region: 38-1162 (374 amino acids)
Biological process (GO): protein arginylation
Cellular component (GO): cytoplasm
Molecular function (GO): arginyl-tRNA--protein transferase activity
Source: RefSeq, a predicted model, not a curated record
CCAGCCACUAACGAGCUCGACCGCGAACACUAUUAACAUGUCCAGUAUACUGUCUAUUGUAUAUCCUCAUGGACCAUAUCAGUCCACCUGUGGAUAUUGCAGUCCUCAAGGUGAGAGAAGCGAAGAAGAGACGAGCUACCACACCGCUGCUUUGACACCGAUUCAGUUGUCCUGCGACGUGUACCAGAAGAUGAUCGAUCGGGGCUGGAGGAGGUCCGGGGAAUAUUGCUAUAAACCUGAUCUGAAGAGGAGUUGCUGUCCUCAAUAUACUAUCCGGCUGGAUGCUCUUGAGUUCAAGCCUUCGAAAAGUCAGAGGAAGCUCUUGAAUCGAUGGAACAAACACAUCAUCUAUGGCGAGGACGAUAAUGGCACGGAUGCUGUGGGUACCUCAGUUGGUAACUCGUCGACUAAGACGCCUAAUAAACCACCGAACAAAUCUCCGCCGGCGUCCUUCGUCUCACUCGUACAUGCUUCGGAGACCUCAUUCAUCACUGAUGGGAUCGACCCAGCUCAUAAAUUCGAGGUAACGAUUGAACCCUCAAGCUUUACCGAGGAAAAGUUCGCGCUGUUCCAGUCAUACGAAAAGCAUAUCCACAAGAAGGAUGAGACAAAACCCUCUGGGUUUCGGAGAUUUCUCGUGGACACGCCACUCGUUAGGGAAGAGAUUCCGUACUCGUCACCACCACCAAGUCACUUACCAACACACUACGGCGCGCAUCACCAACUUUAUCGUCUAGAUGGCGAGUUGAUUGCGAUGGGUGUCAUCGAUAUCCUUCCGAAUUGCGUCUCUAGCGUGUACUUCAUGUGGGAGAAACGUUUCGAGAAGUUCUCUCUCGGGAAAAUCAGUGCUCUUAGGGAGGCAUCGUUGGCGCGGGAGAUUCGUGAAGCUGGUGCGAAACAUAUGGGAUAUCUCUAUAUGGGCUUCUACAUCCAGAGCUGCCAGAAGAUGCGAUACAAGGGCGAAUACGCACCAUCCUACCUCGCAGAUCCAGAAGAAUAUACUUGGCACCCUAUAGAAACCUGCAAGCCCCUUCUGGAGAAAACCAGAUACGUCUCAUUUGCUCAUCCAGAGCACUCUACCAAUGAGCCCGCAGAUCCUUCAGCCGGCAAGAGGCUUUCUCGUGUUUUUUUUGUGAUGCAGUUACUGAUGCAUACAGUAUAA